AUGGCGCCAAGCAACGGGGAAUGUGUUCAGGACACGGACAUCAGCUUUGAUAUGGAACGUCUCUUUGAUCUUUACAACUUUGAUCAUAUUCCCACAGAGAAAAGACUUUCACUGUUUAAACAGCGAGACCUUGCACACGUGAAACGUUACAAAACAGCUGUAAAAAUAUUUGGUGGCCCAAGUAAACGCACCAGGGUUCAUAUUGCUCCACCCAUGGAGACUCUUUUGAAACACAGACUCGGAUUUUAUCAAGAAGAGUUUGAACCUCCAUCAAAUUUGCCCAUGAAUGGACAACCAAAACCUCCCCCUGUAAGGUUGGAGACAGAAGAAACAAUUGUUGGAAAAGCAGAAGAAGAGAAAGCCUAUGUAACACAUUAUAACAAUUUGAUUGCAGAGAGAAAACAGCUUCGCAGUUAUCUUGAUAAUCUGUUGCCAGAUGAAACUUAUCUGGCACGAAAGAUAAAUAAAUCUGAAAUUGAAAAAAGAGUCCUGGCACAGUAUCGAGCUCAUCGUAUUCAAAAACUAGAAGAAAUUCGGCCAACUCCCAAACUUCAUCCAGGUAUUCCUUAUGUUGCUGUUACCUCUUUGAAUGGAAUUCAGAUUCUAGAUAUGUUCUUAUCUCAGAAUCAUAUGCGUUUGAUGGAUCUGUUUCGCAGGGCAGAUAAAAACAAGAAUCAGUCUUUGACACGACAGGAGAUCCUCAGUGCUGUUACUCAGACUGACCACCCCUUGACUGAAGCAGAUGUGGACGCCAUGUUUGUUAUGUUAGAUGCAGAUCUGAAAGGGAAACUCUCAUACCAAGCAUUCAAUAAGGGUCUACAACUCUGGCAUAAACAGAAGAGAUUUACAAAAAGCCAAACUGAAGGAAAAACAAAGAAAGCUCUCAGUAUAAAAAAUACUUUAGAAGGCAGUGAAAUCAGGCCAACAUCUUCUCGUGCAGCAACAGCAUCUAACCUUAGACGGAAAGCUCACAGUAAAGGGCUGACACCUGAUAAACAUACGUUUUUUGGUGAAUUGUCUGGGGUGAUCAAGGUGGGUUACAAACCAAUAGAUGACCACUGCUUGGAAUCAACACUAGGUGGAGAGACUGCAGAUGUGGUCAACCAGUUUAGACAAGACAAACUGAAGGAAUAUUUCAGCAUCAAGAAACUGUUUGAACAAAGAGGGCUGCCAUUAACUCAGAAGUUUCUGGACAGAGUAACUCUCUACCCUGGAGAUCAGUCACUAAGUGAGCUGAAACAAACCACUGAUUCACCUGUUGGACAAUUCACUGACCAGACACAUCCUUUCACUAAAAUUAGAUCAGUCAGAGGUAAUGCAAAUAACUGGAAGGUCACAUAUCCGGACAAAAAAUCUGGAUUUACCAGUAGCAGUUAUAGUCAUUUAAAAAGAAAUAUUGAUGAUGCUAGUAACAGUAGGGAUGAAGAGUUACCACAAAGGAAAACUUUGGUAAAUGGUCAUGAGCAGACAGAGAUACCAAUUGGUCAAGGUUAUCUCACAGUUCAAGGUGAAUAUCCGUCUAGUUCAUCUGUGGUACCGAAGGUUCAUAAGGAGAAUUUCAUUUCUGGCCAAGCUCUCAUUUCUCGUAAAGUGGAUAGCAGAAUGACCUUUCAAAAUUACAACAAGCACACUCAGCGUCGCCCAAAGAGAUUUCAUAACAUCCACAACAAGGGAAAAGCACAAGCUACUUGGCCAAGCUACCUCUCAAAUAAAUUACGACUGUGCAUGGACAGCGACUUAGUUCCUGCGGGCCGAUGCAGACGUCCAUUGGAAAGCAGAGACUCAAGUGACGGUGAUGGCUACCACACUGGGAUAUGCAAGGACAGAGGAAAUGCUGUAUUUCAAUACACAGCCCAGCCCAAACGGGCAUACCCUGGUUAUAAUAACGAUCUCUUGACCUGGCCAGUCGGAGAAAACGGAGUGAGAUAUGGUAACAUAGAUGAGCACAGACUAGUGAAGUGA
Molecule: messenger RNA, 1962 nt
Organism: Candidula unifasciata
Lineage: Eukaryota; Metazoa; Mollusca; Gastropoda; Stylommatophora; Geomitridae
Source: the annotation of a GenBank genome assembly